UGUGCUCUGUUUUGUGCCGUGUGACCCGACCGAGUCUGUAGUAGCAUGUACAAUGCCGAGGACAGUUGUCAAAAAGAAAGACGUUGUUAAUGAAAAGUUACGCGAGUGAUUCCUACGACAGGGCAGGAGCAAAGUCACAGUUACGAAACGACGUCCAUUUUUAAACGUAACGUGACGAAGUGUUCUGUAACGUAGUAGUACAGUGUGUUCUGUUCUGCACGCCUUCCGUCGGUCAUUCAUUUGCUGUGCUGGGCAGUGAGCAUAACCAUGUGGAGACGACCAUUUGGGCUUUUAAAAAAGCUGUGACCUCAGGAAAUGUUUAAGUCAUUGAGAACUCUCUUCAGGCCGGAGCUGGUCUUGACCAGGUCCAGCUCCAGUUAUGUGACGAGAAUGAGGUACCUGAUGAAGCUGAAGGAGGAUGACGGGGCGUGCCUGGAGGCGCUCCGCUCUGGCCACCUGCUGCUCUACCACCGACUGGCCCCUCUGCUGCAGAAGGCUCCCGCCUCCGCCACCACCGCCCCGGGACUCUUCCAGCUGCCCGCCAUCAACACCAGCGAUUUGGAAGGAAUACUUGACAAACUUGGGAAGAGCCGGGAGCUUGUGAAUGAAGCCGUUCUUAUUGCCUGCACUGAACAGCAGGAGGCUCAGUUCUCUCUUGAUGUUGGGGCCCUGGACAAGUCUGAGGUGGAGAGGCUGUGUGGAGGAGCAUUCAUAGACCUGAGGAAGGCUUUCUUCCUCCUCCGAGGCCCAGAGGCCCCGCUGGUGGCCCGGGGCCAGGCGCUGCUGCGGUGGCACCAGACGCAUGGCUUCUGCAGCGCUAGUGGGCACCCCACCUUCAGGAACCAGUCGGGCAGCCAGCGCAUAUGCCACAGCAGUGGGCAAACCUACUACCCAAAGAUGGCGCCAGUGGUGAUUACUCUGAUAUCCGAUGGCACCAAGUGUCUACUGGGGAGGCAGGCCACCUUCCCCAGAGGCAUGUACAGCGCCCUGGCAGGAUUCUGUGACAUGGGUGAGACGGUAGAGGAGACGCUGCGUAGGGAGGUGGCGGAGGAGGUGGGGCUGGAGCUGGCCUCAUGGUGGGUGUCCGGUUCUCAGCACUGGCCGUUCCCCCAGAGCUCCUUCAUGGUGGCCUGCCAGGCAACCGUCACCCCCGGCAACACACAGGUGAGUGUGGACCAUGAGGAGCUGGAGGAUGCGCGCUGGUUCUCCCUGCAGGAGGUGGAGGAGGCCCUGCGUCUGAAGAAGCCGCCCCGGAACCCUGAGGGGGAGACGCCCACCCUGUGGGUCCCCCCCAGCUACGCCAUCGCACACCAGCUGCUGCAGGAGUGGGUGCAGCAGCAGAGGAGUGCUGGCCACUAGGAACACACACACACACACACCGGCACAGGCAUACAGACACAUAGGCACAGCCAUACAGACACAGACAAACAAACAAACAAACACACACACACCCACACACACACACACACACACACACACACACACACACACACACACACACACACACACACACACACACACACACACACUCACACAGGCACUAAAGAACUACAGGUAACAAUAUAUGGACCAUUCAGCUAUCUGUAAUAUACUGUAGAAGACCUCAUAAAUAAGUUGUUGGUAUUAAUGCAGAAGCUGUCAGACCCAGCUCUAUGGAUGGCUGUUCCAUCUGGUAAAUUAGGAGGCCAGCACAGGCUCAGAACCAUGGACACCCCCCCAGAACCUCUACACAGACCAGUCUAUGGGCCCUUUAUGAACUAGACAGAACCUGAAGCUCUUGGAAUUGGAAGACACAACUGAAGCUCUUGAGGCCAGCAGCAACAACCAGCCGUGUUAAAAGUGACACCAGCUACAUCUGUGAGGAUGCAACUGCAGACCGGAUCUACUGGAGCUCUAUGUUAUCACGUUAUCAGAGUGGAUCUACUGCUAUCACGUACGUUAUCAGAGUGGAUCUACUGCUAUCACGUACGUUAUCAGAGUGGAUCUACUGCUAUCACGUAUGUUAUCAGAGUGGAUCUACUGCUAUCAUGUACGUUAUCAGAGUGGAUUACUGGAUCUACUGUUAUCACGUACGUUAUCAGAGUGGAUCUACUGCUAUCACGUACGUUAUCAGAGUGGAUUACUGGAUCUACUGUUAUCACGUACGUUAUCAGAGUGGAUCUACUGGAGUCGUACGUUAUCACAUAUGUUAUCAGACAGGAUCUACUGGAUCUACUGUUAUCAUGUAUGUUAUCAGACAGGAUCUACUGGAGUCGUAUGUUAGAGAGAGCCAUCCCUGAGAGGAUCACAUGUCCUGAGUAGACUGCCCAGCUGAUUGCCCUCUACCACCCAAACACAGCAGUGGCGUGGGAACGGUGUGUGGGCCCACAGAGUGCCUUGAAGUGAACGGUAACACGUCACUUGCAUGGUCCAUGCAUCCAAGGACUCUACAGCUCCUCUGUUGAGGUUCAAGUUCAUUAUGAAAAAUAGUUACUGAACACAUCACCUUAACAAUACCCAGCCCCGAGCCUUAACCUUAACCUUACCCACGACCCACAGUUCACAUUGUCAACAAUUAGCUUGUUGAAAACAAGCAGUUCCGGUUAUACGUGUAUUUAAUACGCAAACGGUGCAAAAGAAUGAGAAAUUGCUGUUAUGUAAUGUCAUUUUUAGAAAUUUCAUUCUGAUCUUAGAAAUGUACCAAAAAAGACUAAGAAAACAUGUAUUGUGUUCAAAUUCAAGAAAACUUGAAUUUAUAAACGGCAAAAUCCUAGAUGUUUGGGUAGGGGGUAUCGGCUGCAAAACCCUUGUGUGAGAUGUGUGUGCAUCACAUCAGUGUAGUGUAGUGUUGCCCAAACCACAGAGCUGAUGACAUUAACAGGCCGGUGUACCCUUACAGACAUCUCUUCUCCAGCCCUAAUCUGACCGUAUAAAGGCCUUCUACUGCAGUAGAUUACAGGUAACACACAGAUAGUUGUAGGUAACACACACACUCUUUUAAAAAAGGUUCUUGGGGUGCUAUAUAGAACCAUGCAGGCUUUAGAACCCGUAGGGGUUCCUAUGAACUCUUCAAGAUGGUUUAAAUGACCAUUUAGGGGUGCCAUAUAUUAAGCAGGCAAUAGAAAAAUGUUUGGUUCUAUAUAGCACUUUAUGUUUUUCUAAGAGUGUACAGUAUCAGGAAUACUGCACAGAUAGCCGUUUAGGCCAGGUGCUAAUUUUGUAUCACUUUUCUGUACGUUGUGGCCUUCUCUCUCGGUUCAGAGUGAUGCCGUUAAAGAGUCCUCUACCUCCUAUUAGCUAUACAGCACAUCACUGUGCUCUCCUAUUAGCUAUGCAGCACAUCACUGGGACUAUUAAUGGGCUAUUAAUGUGAAUUUAACAGGUUUUGCACAAGAUACCAAUGAGGUUACAUGUGCAUUUGUGAUGGCUUUUCCUUUGGAGAGAGGGGCAAAGGGAACAGAACUGUAGAACAGAACUAUAGAACUAGAAUAGCACUGUAGAACUGUAAAACAGAACCAUAGAACUGCAGAACAGAACUGUAGAACGAAUCAGAGCUGCUGUAGACCAACUGCAUGGAUCCACUGUGUCAUCAUCAAUCAGGUUUACAGCAGUGUUUGCAACAGUAUCUUUUUUCUUUACUGUGUGAACAUGUGGCCUGUCCAGAGUUUGACUUACUUGAUUAAAUAUACCUUGAUUAAAAUGUGAUUAAAUAUACCUUGAAGUCAUUCCCUACCUCC
Sardina pilchardus (European sardine) is the source of this 3716-nucleotide messenger RNA. RefSeq names its product nudix (nucleoside diphosphate linked moiety X)-type motif 13 (gene nudt13). The record is from RefSeq and is a predicted model, not a curated record. Gene Ontology annotation, molecular function: hydrolase activity; metal ion binding. Bases 316 to 1359 code for a protein of 347 amino acids. NCBI's taxonomy places the organism in Eukaryota, Metazoa, Chordata, Actinopteri, Clupeiformes, Clupeidae. The transcript has 9 exons.